Nematocida minor is the source of this 1044-nucleotide messenger RNA. Its product is annotated as phosphatidylserine decarboxylase. The transcript has a single exon. Gene Ontology annotation, biological process: phosphatidylethanolamine biosynthetic process. Gene Ontology annotation, molecular function: phosphatidylserine decarboxylase activity. Bases 1 to 1044 code for a protein of 347 amino acids. Lineage: Eukaryota; Fungi; Microsporidia. The record is from RefSeq and is a predicted model, not a curated record. Gene Ontology annotation, cellular component: mitochondrion.
AUGAAUUGCUUCAAACUGCACCAACCCCCACUAGACAGCGAGCACCAUCCAUUAGAGAUAAAAAGAGGCAGGAAACUUAGAAAGUCUAUUAAAAAUGUUUUGUGUUUCGCAAGUCUACUCCUUUUUACAACUAUUCUUCUCAAUGUAAUAUACGAUAAGUACAUUUCCAACGAACAGCUAGACAUAAGAUAUUCGGUCUUUAGAACUCUUCCGCUUCGCACUUACAGCAGAAUACAGGGCUAUGCAUGCAAGAUAUACGUGCCAUGGCCUCUGAACAUUCCCGUGCUUGGAGUUGUGCAAAAAGUGCUGCGAAUCUCUCUGAAAGAUGCCGAAAGAGAGUCUAUAGGAGAAUACACAUCUGUGAACGAUUUGUUCACACGAAAAAUAAAAAAAUCAUCUCGAGCAAUUGGAGAAGGAAUAGUUUCUCCUGCAGAUGGCACCAUAAUAUAUGCAGGGCACGCCGCAGAUAGCAUAAAAUGCCAGAUCAAGGGAGUGAACUACAAAAUAGAAGAGCUGCUCCUGAACAACGGCGUUCUAUCGAAUGUAAAAAAAGAAAACGAUCUUUUCCAAGUCGUGAUAUACUUAGCACCGUAUGACUACCACCGAUUCCACUCUUUCUACGAUUUUACUCUUACAAGCGUUAUACACGUUUCUUCUUUGCUUUUUUCUGUGGGAAAUCUUCCUAUGAAAUACUUCCCCGGCCUUCUCUCGAAAAACGAACGCGUUAUUUUUUCAGGUUUCUACGAGCACGGACAGUGCCACACAAUUGCAGUGGGGAGUGUCGGGGUGGGAAGUAUUUCCACCUCUGUAGCCAAGUUUAGAACGAACAAAGUGCUGUACAUGCGCAGUAGACCGGUUGAAGUGUUCAAACAGUACUAUGAAUACGCAAAGGGUGAUGAGCUUGGGCACUUCAACCUGGGCUCUACAAUCGUGUGUGUUUUUGAAGCACCCAAAGACUUUACACUGCACAAGACAAAGGGCGCUGUGAAGAUGGGAGAAACACUUGGCACAUGGAAGCCAGUAAAAACAAGCAAUCCUGCAUAG